Messenger RNA from Paramecium pentaurelia, 812 nucleotides. NCBI's taxonomy places the organism in Eukaryota, Ciliophora, Oligohymenophorea, Peniculida, Parameciidae. The record is from the annotation of a GenBank genome assembly.
AAUGGAGGAUUAAUAUUAAGAUAUAAAUAAAAAAUUGGAUGAACUUUAAUUGGAAAGUUAAGAAACAACAGAAUUAUAAAAAGAAGACAAUGAAAUAAUAAAAGGGAAUAAGGAUUAUUAAAUUGCAAUUAAAUAAGGUAAUUAAUAGGUCUUAUUAUAGUCUAUUCGACUUUGACAAAAAAAUAAAGGGAAUUUUAUUAUUUGCUAACUGAAGAUGAGUACAAAAGAGUAUUAGCAGCACUUAAAACAUAAUAAUAUUCUAGGUUGAGACCACUUGUUUGGUUAAAUGAUGAAGUAAUCAGAAUAAAUAUAUUUGUUAGAUUAUAAAUAAUUUUACAAAACUAUUAGACUUCAAUAAUGGGACUGUCAUCUUAAAUUCAUUUUAAUUUGAUUUAUUGAUAAAAGCUGAUGAUGUUAAAUUCAAAAGAAUAACAUAAAGAGCUAAAAUAGAUUAAAAUACCAAAUAAAUAUUAGCUCCUUUUAAUUAAAAUAAUGUGCAUUGGUACACUUUUUAAAUUAAUUUUGAAUAAUCUGUUAUCACAAUAUAUGAUAGUAUGAAAAGAAGUAAUUAUCCUUAAUUGUUCCAUGAACUUAUUGAACUCGCAUAGAGAAUUUAGAACAAAGAAUAUGAACUAAAAGUAGGUAAUUGCCCAUAACAAAGCAAUACACAUGAUUGUGGAGUUUUUACUUUAAAAAAUAUAUGGAUAUUAUCUAAAUAUCCUAAUGCUAAGUUAUAAAUUUACUAUGAUUAAUCAACCAUCUUUUAUGAUAGAAUACAAAUAUGCCAUUCGUUAUUGCAAUAAAAGAUUUGA